GGGCGGGGCCGCCGGGCAUGAAGUGGGGGCGCUGAGGUCUCCGAGCCUCACUUAAGCUUCCAGGCGCCGGGGAGAUCGUCUCCCGCCGCCGGACGGGCGUCCAGACCUCUGACCCUGGAGUCACUCACUGUCCAGGAACCGUCCCCUUCGGUCGUCACUCGGGCUGCCCGCCGUUCCCCCGCCCCGAGGGGCCCGGCCGGCCGCGGCGGGGGGAGAGGUCAGCAUGAGCCGGGUGGUCCGCUCGGCCGGAUCAGGGCAGGGGGCAGUGGUGUCCGCAGUGCAGCUGCUGGUCGCCCUGAGCUUCUUCCCGGGCGUCGUCGAGGCCCAGGUCACUGGAGUCCUGGAUGAUUGCUUGUGUGAUAUUGACAGCAUCGAUAACUUCAACACCUACAAAAUCUUCCCCAAAAUGAAAAAAUUGCAAGAGCGAGACUAUUUCCGUUAUUACAAGGUUAACCUAAAGCGACCGUGUCCUUUCUGGGCUGAAGAUGGCCAUUGUUCAAUAAAAGACUGUCAUGUGGAACCCUGUCCGGAGAGUAAAAUUCCAGUUGGAAUUAAAGCUGGGAGUUCUAAUAAGUACUUGAAAAUGGCAAAUGAUACCAAAGAAUUAGAAGAUUGUGAGCAAGCUAAUAAACUGGGAGCAAUUAACAGCACAUUAAGUAAUCAAAGCAAAGAAGCUUUCAUUGACUGGGCAAGAUAUGAUGAUUCACAGGAUCACUUUUGUGAACUUGAUGAUGAGAGAUCUCCAGCUGCUCAAUAUGUAGACCUAUUGCUGAACCCAGAGCGUUACACUGGCUAUAAAGGGCCUUCUGCGUGGAGAGUGUGGAACAGCAUCUAUGAAGAAAACUGUUUCAAGCCUCGAUCUGUUUAUCGUCCUUUAAAUCCCCUGGCACCCAGCCGAGGAGAAGAUGAUGGAGAAUCAUUCUACACAUGGCUAGAAGGUUUGUGUCUGGAGAAAAGAGUCUUCUAUAAGCUUAUAUCAGGACUUCAUGCUAGUAUCAACUUACAUCUAUGCGCGAAUUAUCUUUUAGAAGAAACCUGGGGUAAACCUAGUUGGGGACCCAAUAUCAAAGAAUUUAAACGCCGUUUUGACCCUGUGGAAACUAAGGGGGAAGGUCCAAGAAGGCUAAAGAAUCUGUACUUUUUAUAUUUGAUUGAGCUUCGAGCUUUAUCAAAGGUGGCCCCAUAUUUUGAACGCUCAGUUGUUGAUCUUUACACUGGAAAUGUAGAAGAAGAUGCUGACACAAAAACCCUUCUACUGAAUAUCUUUCAGGAUACAAAGUCCUUUCCCAUGCACUUUGAUGAGAAAUCCAUGUUUGCAGGUGACAAAAAGGGAGCCAAGUCAUUAAAGGAGGAAUUCCGGCUGCAUUUCAAGAAUAUCUCUCGUAUAAUGGACUGUGUUGGAUGUGACAAAUGCAGAUUAUGGGGGAAAUUACAGACUCAGGGUUUAGGAACGGCUCUGAAAAUAUUAUUCUCUGAAAAAGAAAUCCAAAAGCUUCCAGAGAACAGCCCAUCUAAAGGCUUCCAGCUCACUCGACAGGAAAUAGUUGCUCUUUUAAAUGCUUUUGGAAGGCUUUCCACAAGUAUAAGAGAAUUACAGAAUUUUAAAGUAUUAUUACAGCACAGUAGGGAUGCAAAUAUAGCAUGGUGGGGAAGGAGUCCCUAACGCAGAUUUGUCUAGAAAGUGAAUAUCUAAAUUAUCUUACUGGUAAAUUAAUAAGAAUUAUUCAUUACUUAGUGUUCAAGAGUUUAAGAAAAUGUGAAAAUUUUGCACUUUGUCUAUUAUUAUUAUUACUGUAUGUUUAAAUAUCUUUUUGGUAGUGUUACUUUACCAUUCCUUCAGUAAAAGAAAAAGACUAUUAUUUAAACUCUCCUUACUUGAGAAAAUCCUUGGUCAUUUCCAUUUGUUGCUUUUUAUCUUUACUGUGAUUUGUUUUAAGCUUAGGAAAAAUGUAUAUUAGAGUCAGUUUUAGGAAAACAAAAGGUCUACUUAGGGUAAAAAGUUCUUUUCAAAGUUUUGGCACAUUAUCUCACUACUAAGAGAAUAAACAAAUGAAGUAUUCUUAAACAGCAAUUCACUGAACUUUAUUUUACCAUAAAAUCAAUUGGGGUCGGGGGGUGUGGGGUGGGAGGACGGUAAUUUUUGUGUGUGUAUUUUUUAAAUGAUUGUAUAAACUGGAGGAAUCUUUGUUUUGUGAACCUGGUGAUAUUUGAUGGUCCUUGUGAUAUAUAAACUGUUUUUCCAAUUCACAUACUUUUUGUUGUGAAGUGAUAAUAGAGUACUGACUGCAUUGUGAAAAUCUUUGGCUGGUAAAUACCUCUUGGCAUUUUGUCUUUCUCUCAUUACCUAAUUUAAAAAUCCAGCACUUAUAACUGACCAAAAUGAUUGUGGCAGCUGAUGAGGUAAUGAAAAUGAAGAAAAGGAAAAUAUUGUUUCCUUUAAUGGCUUGACUUUACUCUUUCUUAAGUGGCAUCUAUGUAAAGUAGAAAAACUAUUAAAAUUGGUGAACUUUGAAUGUUUCUUCUGUUUUGCUUCUUAGAUUACGAAUAGGAUCAGACAAAAUGUAAUAGAUUUCACAGUUUUGAAAUCUGAUAAGUGAAAACAUUUUAAUAUUGUGAAUUACUCGAUGCUUGUAACAUCUUUAUGUAUAUGAAACACUGUGCUGUAUUUUCCAACUUUGUCAGGUGCCAUUGUAUGUAAGAAAGGACACCUAUUUUGAUCUUCACAGCAUUGCCUUCAACUGGAAAUUUGGGAACAGCUCACAGUAAGCCUCUCAGCAGUUUACAAACUGAAGUACCUGCAGAAACCAUAGCUGUUCACCAAAAUACACAGAUUGGGUGCAUGGUAUUAUGGAAACUAUUUGGUAAAAACGAAACACAAAUUCAAAUUCAUGUGUACGGCAAAGUAACAUUUACAGGUGCAGCUUUGAUUUUGAACAAAAUUCCAAAUAAGCUGCUAAUGUACCCAACAGAUUCUAGAAAAUGUGGAUUAAAGUAAAUGUUUCUGCAGUCUUUUCUUGCUUUUUUUGCCUCCUAAGUGUUCCUUUUAUGAGGAUUUGAUUAUAAUUUGUGGAGAAGGAAGAAAAUAUAUUUGUAAGUAGUCUGAUACUGUUUCUUAUUAUAGUCAUGAUAGCAAGCAUUUGCUGACACUAUAUUAAGGGCUUUACAUGCAUUAUCUUAUUUAAUCUUCACAACAGCACUAGUAGGUAGGUAAAAUUACUUCAUUUUAUAAAUGAAAAAUGAGAAUUAAGAAAGACUUGUAACUUGUCCACGGUCACAAAUUCUAUGUUGUAGAGCUAGAAUUUGACUCCAGAGCCUCUAUUCAGAAUGUGGUAUAUUCAUAUAAUUUCAUGGUUGGUCUAUUACCAUUCAGCUAAAAAUUGGGGACUUUUAAUAUCUUUUGAUUUGAACUGAGUCAUGUGGCUUUUUUUAAAAAUAUACUUUUUAUUUAAUGUUUUGAAUAGGUAAUACAUUCACAUGGUUCAAAAACCAAAAAAUAUAAAAAGUUAUACAAUGAAAUGUAUUCCUUCCAUCUUUGCCCCAUCUUCUCAGUAACACCCCCCCCUCCCCACCCACUACCAUCAUAAAUAACCUCUGUUCUUGGAUUCUUAUUUUUCCACCAUCCAGACUUUUUAGGCAUAUACAAGCAAAUACAAAUGUAAAGUCUUGUUUUUUCUCUCAUUUUUACCCAAAGAGUGGCAUCAUAUAUAUACUGUCUUUCACUUUGUUUUUUCCCUUAAUAUUUCUUGGUAAUCUUCCCAUAUUACUAGAUAGUGUUCCUGUUUUUUCAGUGGCUGCUUCGUAUUCCAUGGUGUGGAUGUGUCAUCAUUUCAUUAAUCAGUCCCCUGUACGUUUGCCAUUUCACAUGUAUGUAAGUGUAAGUACCUGUAGGAUAAAUUCCCAAAAGUGGAAUUGUUGGGUCAAAUACCAUAUGCAUUUGUAAUUUUGAAAGAUAUUGCCAUAUUACUCUCCUUAGUUACCAGUUCAUAUACCCACCUGCAGUUUAUCGUGGUGUCUGCUUACCCACAACCUCACCAACCCAGAUGUUAUCAGACUGUGAGAUUUUUACCAUUCUGAUUUAUGAAAAAUUAUCUCUCAAUGUAUUUUUAGUUUAUAUCUUUCUUAAUACGAGUAAGGCUGAGCACCAUUUAAUAUGUUUAAGGGCUGUUUGUAUUUCCUUUUGUGUUAAUAUCUUUUGCCCAUUUUUCCACUGCAUUGUUGAUCUUAGCAAUAUCUAGGAGUGCUUUAUAUGUUACAGUAAGUUAUAGAUCCAACCUAAUUUUUUCGCAGAUGACCACCCAGUUGUUCCAGUUCCACUUACGGAACAGCUAAUCUUUUCCCUAGUAGCUUGAGAGGCUGUAUUUAUCAUAUGGAAAUUCCCGUUAUGUAUUUGGUUAUCUGGGUUCUCUGUUUCAUUGAUCUGCCUAUC
Trichechus manatus latirostris (Florida manatee) is the source of this 4426-nucleotide messenger RNA. It is a transcript of the gene ERO1B, whose product is annotated as endoplasmic reticulum oxidoreductase 1 beta. The record is from RefSeq and is a predicted model, not a curated record. Gene Ontology annotation, cellular component: endoplasmic reticulum membrane; endoplasmic reticulum. Gene Ontology annotation, molecular function: protein-disulfide reductase activity; FAD binding; thiol oxidase activity. NCBI's taxonomy places the organism in Eukaryota, Metazoa, Chordata, Mammalia, Sirenia, Trichechidae. The transcript is spliced from 17 exons. The coding region runs from base 224 to 1663 and encodes 479 amino acids. Gene Ontology annotation, biological process: protein folding in endoplasmic reticulum.